GGGAGAAGACGAGGAUCCUAAGCCCAAACCCAAAAAUGCCCUUGAUCUUCUUCCUCCAAGCAAGAUGAUAUUGGAUGAGUGGAAAAGACUCUACUCAAACACCAAGACCAACUUCCGCGAGGUUGCAAUCAAAGGAUUUUGGGACAUGUAUGAUCUAGAGGGUUAUUCUCUCUGGUUCUGUGAUUACAAAUACUACGACGAAAACAUUGUUUCCUGUGCAUUAAACACGGUUGGUGGUUUUCUUCAGCAGAUGGAUCUGGCUCGCAAGUAUGCUUUUGGAAACAUGCUUGUAAUUGGAUCACAAACACCAUUUAAGGUGAAGGGGUUGUGGCUUUUGCGUAGGCAAGAGAUUCCACAAUUUGUGAUUGACGAGUGUUAUGAUAUGGAGCUAUACGAGUGGACCAAGGUUGACAUCUAUGACGAUCGGAUGAUUGAGGAUUAUGAACCAUUUGAGGGAGAGCCUCUUCUGGAUGCUACGUGCUUCAACUGAAAAUUAUUCCAUAGUCUUUAAGAGCUUAUGAUUUUGUUGCGUCUUUUGGUAAGAGUUGGCUUCUAUCUUAUUUCUGUUAUAGUGAGUUCUUAGCUAUUUUGGUGAUUUUGCGAGCGUUGAAACUUAUACAAGGAUGAUUUUGGUAUACAUUCAUUUUGUUUACUA
Molecule: messenger RNA, 655 nt
Organism: Vigna umbellata (rice bean)
Lineage: Eukaryota; Viridiplantae; Streptophyta; Magnoliopsida; Fabales; Fabaceae
Source: RefSeq, a predicted model, not a curated record